AUGAAAAUAUUAAAUAUUAUUGGCCUAAGUGCCUUUCAAAUUAUAUCAUUUAUUUUUGUUGUGGGUUAUUUUUUCGGUAUAUUGAAUAAUUAUUUUAGUGACAAAAAUAAUUAUUGUGCUAUGACAUAUAUGUUUGAGUAUCCACAGUUUGUGCGUAUAACUCUGGACGAAAACAAAAUAUUUCCACAAUAUGGUCUUUAUGCAUACAGCGAAGGAAGAUUUACAGAGAGAGCUAGAAAAAUGUGGUUUGAUGGUGUACCCGUUCUUUAUCUGCCAGGGAAUUCAGGGAGUCACAUGCAGGCUAGAUCUUUAGCGUCUGUGGCCUUGAGAAAAGCAUUAUCAUCAAAAUAUGAAUACCAUUUUGAUUAUUUUACAAUAAAUUAUAACGAAGAGCUCUCAGGUUUGUAUGGUGGUGUACUACAAAGUCAGACACAGUUUGCAGCGGCUUGUGUAACAAAAAUAUUGAGCCUUUAUAAAAGCAAUAGAUAUACAAAGUCAGUUCCUACUACAAUUAUACUUAUCGGACAUUCAAUGGGAGGACUUAUUGCUAAACGUCUCUUGGCAUAUCCAAGUACAAUCAAUACUACUAAUAUUGUAAUAACAUUGGCAACACCACUUGAGGCUCCAGUUAUUAACUUUGAUUCAGUAAUAAAUGAUUAUUAUAUGCUUAUGAACUUAGAAUGGGAAGCCUAUGUCAGAAAAUAUAAGGAGGUAGAGGAAAAAAAGUUUCUAAUAAGCAUUGGAAGUGGACCACGUGACGUACUGGUUCCAGCUGGUCUGACCUCUUCAAACGAUAGUCACAUUAGUGCUCUGGCCACAGCUAUUCCCGGUGUAUGGGUAACACCAGAUCAUGUCAGCAUGGUGUGGUGUAAGCAGCUCGUGAUGGUAGUCAACCGUUUCCUCUUCAGUAUUAUCGAUCCUUAUACUACACAAGUUACGGAAAAUAAUCAGAAAAUAGCAGCUAGUGCUAGACAAUAUUUUGAGACGAAUCGAUCAAUGAUUUUAAAUCCAUUAAUAAUACGACCCAACGUGACUAUGCAAGCCGAUUCGUUUUGGUACGAAGAUAACAGGCGAAUUUAUCAAAUUUCGCGGCCGGAGAUCGAGAGGACAACACAUCUGAUGAUAAGACUUGUCAGUUUCCCACAAAAUAGAUUUGUAGCCGUUGAAUCUGUGAACGUAGACGAUAGAGAUUGGAUAUUUGGAUGCAACGCGAAGAAUGUUUACAAUUCGUACAGAUACUGCAAAGAAGCAACCUCGCUGAGCGAACUGAGUCGCUGGACCGGCGCAGCUACUAACUUCGGCAAGAGAAAGCUAGCGACGGUACAUUUACAUAAACUGAUGGAAAUCGAACCGGAUUGGACACACGUUGUUGUUAAAGUAUCCCCUACUAAGAAGCCGAUAGUACUAAAUGUGGAUAUAAACGAUCACGCAUCGAGGGAGAUUGAUGUUAAACUACCCUCAGAUUUUUCAUUCGGUAGAAAUGUAAUAAAAGAUGAAACCGAAGCGAACAGUUUGUAUUAUGAAUUGAUUCUGUCUGAUUUGAAUGUGAUUCAUCAAGCGUAUUUGUUAUACGUCGAGCCGACGAGCAACUGUCAAACGACACAGUACCACGUGUCCGCAGAAUUGCACGUGCCAUGGGCGAAGAAUCAUGAAUCGUUUCAUUAUUUUACGCAUUUGAAAAAUACGCCCAUGAAACUACGCUUAUUUAAAAGCAACCCUAAUGUAACAAUAGGCUUAGAGGCCGUAGAUAAAGUUAAGAUAACUCUUUUAUUAGAUCCAAAAUGCACUUUUAGGAUUAGUAUCUCAACAUCGUGGUACCAUCGCUUAGCACAACUCUCACGUAACUACACCCCAGUAUUAGUGCCUUAUGUAGUGGCUAUAGUUUUACUCGCAGCUAGAAGUAAUAUCUUGAGCUUGAAAGAACGCGGCUCGUGUAUAUCGAUACACAGUGCUUUGAUGAGCGAAGGCGUUAAACCGUAUUACGCAUUGGUGUUUGGAAGAUUAGGAAGUAUGACUUUGAUGUCAGUACCUUUUUUGACAUUUCUUUUAGAAAACGCAAGUUGGAAAAAUCUCGAGUUACAAUAUUUUACACGUUCACUGCUAGUGUUGCCAGCUUAUAUGACUGCUUUGGGUAUAUUAAAUGUGGUUGCCGCAGCUGUAUUGAUUGUGAUGGUAUUUUCAUCUCAAUUGGCUCAUCGACUGUUAUUUAGGAUAGUAUGGCGAGGUGGUACAGGGCUAGCUGAGAAGAUGGCAGCAGGGCUACAAAAAGUGCCUAUGAUUAUGAGUGCUGCUCUUGUAUGUGCGGUUCCACUUUCUUGUGGUGCUGCGUCAUUAGCUGCUGGUGCUGCAUUCUAUGCAUUCAUGCUAUCUAAAAUGUAUGAAGAAUAUCUUGAAGAUUUUGUCUAUAGACUAAUGUCCAAAAUAGCAAGCAGGAUCUGUCGUAUGUUUAAAUCCAAAGAAACUAAAAGUGCCACAAAAUCAUGUCCAGCAAAAAAUGUCAUAGCAACACAUAAAAAAGAUCCAUUAGAUGAGAGUGUUAAUGCAUCAACAGAUGAUAAAUCAACAAAUACAGAGAAUAAUGACAAUUCAAAAGCAUUGUUACCUAAGGUCACAGAAGAAAAAAAAGAGAAGUGUGACACAAAUGAAGCCGAGCAUGUGGAUGAAGACUUAAAUAAUAUAAACUUUCACAUGAUGCUAUUUUUCAUGUGGAUGGCAGUGACAAUUGUUAAUAUACCCGCUUUAUUGACAUGGGCUCGAAAUUUCAAAUAUAGUAUGGUUUUAAAACCAGAUACAUCCUACCACACUGGUUUUGUGAUGUCAGCAUGUUCUGCUAUUAUUUGGCAGAUGGAUGGACCAAAGAAAAAUUUGAGGCAUUAUGAUGCAGUAGCUGCUUUGCUUUACACAAUGGCAAUAUUUAUUUUAGCCUUAGGACCAUUUUCCCUGUCUAUUGUAAACUAUGGUGUAACAUUUAUGUUUACAAUUAUAACAAUACAACAAUUGUAUGACAAAGAAGAAUCCACUGAAGUAACUUCUGAAGAGCAUUUGGAAAGUAAAGAUGCUAGUGAUGAAAAGACAGCUAGUAAAAUGGAUCUAGAAACGGAAACUAAAACUGAAGGUACUAAAUCUGAUACUAAUCCAGACCCGAAGAGUGAAAACUUUGCAAAUGAAAAAGCCAAUGAAAAUGAUGAAAAUACCAGUGAAUGUGAUGUGUGCAAUGAAAAUAGGAUUUACAAUAUAUUCAAAAAUCUCAGAGAAAAGUUUAGUUUCAGCGAUAGCUUAGAACAUUGAUAGUAAUCAAAGUAAUAGUUUCUUUUUGGAAAUUAUUAUUUAGAUCCUAGAGAAUUUUGACACUUAUUUAAUAUAUUGAGUAUUAUAAUAGAGAUUUUAAAAUAGCUAGUCCACCAAUAUUUUACCAGUUUAGGUAAAUAAGAAUUAUUCAUUGAAAAAAUUAAAUUGCUGUAGUCAGUUCUACUCAAAGUAACAUUUGGAAAUGUGAUUAAUUUAAUUCUUUUUGGAUUCCAUAUUUGCUCACGGAAUCACGUCUUGUAUGUGCAAUUCAUCUUUACCUACUUAAACUUGUAUAAGAAUAUUGUAAACAUCUCAAAAAAGUAUGUAAUUUUGUAAAAAAAAAAUGGCCUAAUU
Molecule: messenger RNA, 3642 nt
Organism: Vanessa atalanta (red admiral)
Lineage: Eukaryota; Metazoa; Arthropoda; Insecta; Lepidoptera; Nymphalidae
Gene: PGAP1
Product: GPI inositol-deacylase
Exons: 17
Coding region: 1-3288 (1095 amino acids)
Biological process (GO): GPI anchor metabolic process; endoplasmic reticulum to Golgi vesicle-mediated transport
Cellular component (GO): endoplasmic reticulum
Molecular function (GO): phosphatidylinositol deacylase activity
Source: RefSeq, a predicted model, not a curated record